AUGCAGUCGGUCGUCGUUCUUGCCCUUCUUGUCGCCUCCACCCAAGCCUUCCUUUUCGGCCCAGGAGGACUCUUCGGAGCCCCAGCUGGAGGAUGUGACCCAUGCGCUGCUGCCAGAGCCCCAUACUACCCACCACAACAGCCAGCCUACCAACCACAGUACCAACCACAACCACAAUACCAGCCACAAUACCAGCCACAACCACAAUACCAACCACAGCCAGCUUACCACCAAUCCGGAUACCAAACCGCUCCAGUCCAACAAUCUUACCAACAACCAGCUCCAGCCCAAAACUACCAAACCGUUGCCGAGCCACAGCCAAUCGCUCAAACUUCCGGAGGAGGAGGAUACGCUCAAGCCCCACCACCACCAUCGUCCUACGCCACCGGAUCCGGAGCCUCCGCUGGAUACAAGAGAUUCCACUAA
Caenorhabditis remanei is the source of this 426-nucleotide messenger RNA. RefSeq lists its product as uncharacterized. The transcript is spliced from 2 exons. The record is from RefSeq and is a predicted model, not a curated record. Bases 1 to 426 code for a protein of 141 amino acids. Lineage: Eukaryota; Metazoa; Nematoda; Chromadorea; Rhabditida; Rhabditidae.